AUGUCUGACCAAGAAGUAGUUACUCCCCAAUCUGGUCUCUUCACCUGUCUUGCAUGUCAAGUUGCUUUCCAAUCCGCUGAAGGUCAAAGAAAUCAUUACAGAUCAGACUGGCACAGAUACAAUUUAAAGAGAAAAGUUGUGAGUCUUCCUCCUGUCACAUCCGAGCAAUUCAACAGCAAAACUGAAGCUCGUGAGAUGAAAGAAGCCGAAGUAAAGAAGGUGAUUGAAACAACAAACAACUACUGUCAAACCUGUCGCAAGCCAUUUGGCACCAACAACCAAUAUGAGAACCACAUGCAAUCAAAAAAACACAAGGAAGUUGCUGCCAAACAAGCAUUGAAACAGCAACAACAAGCAGAACAACCCAAGAAGGAGGCUUCAGUUCAACCCAAUGCUGAAAAGCCAGUCGAUUUGAGAAUCACAGAAGAAACAACCGAAGAGGAGAUGAUGGCUAUGAUUGAUGAAAAGAUCAAGAUCGCACCUCGUCUUGAAGAGACAGACUGUUUGUUCUGUAACCACAAAGCAGAGACAUUCGAAGACAACAUGACACAUAUGACCAACACGCACAGUCUUUUCAUCCCUGAUAUCGAGUUUUUGGUUGAUUUGAGAGGAUUGAUCCGCUACUUGGGUGAAAAGAUCACAGUCGGUAAUGUGUGUAUCUUUUGUAACGGUAAGGGCAGAGGCAUGAGAUCGGUGGAUGCCGUCAGAAAGCACAUGAGCGACAAGGGACAUUGCAAAAUUGCAUAUGAUGAAGAUGAUGAUGCUGCUGAAUUGGUUGAUUUCUAUGAUUUCUCUUCAUCUUAUCCCCAAAUUGAAGGCGAUGAUGAAGAGGUGGAUAUCGAUGCAGAACUUGAGAACCUUACAGCAUCGUUGACAUUAGCAGACGAUGAAAUGUCUUUGGUAUUACCAAACGGAUCUGUAGUAGGACAUCGUCAUAUGAAGCGUUACUACGAUCAAAAAUUGAAGCCAGAAGAGACACGAGAUUCCAUUCUGAUCAACAAGCUUAUCGGUCAAUAUUCUGAAUCACAUGCCUUCGAAUCCAUGCGUAACUCCAGCAACAACAGAUUGCUGAUCACUAAUGGCAGACAUGGUAUGCGCACCACAGAGGCAUUCAAGGAUCUCCGCACACAACACGAAUAUACCACAAAGGUCGGUAUGAAUCAAAAUAGACUCCAAAAGCAUUUCAGAAUCCAAAUUAUUUAG
This is a messenger RNA of Mucor velutinosus, 1203 nucleotides long. RefSeq lists its product as uncharacterized. Gene Ontology annotation, cellular component: preribosome, large subunit precursor. The transcript is spliced from 4 exons. Gene Ontology annotation, molecular function: zinc ion binding; nucleic acid binding. Lineage: Eukaryota; Fungi; Mucoromycota; Mucoromycetes; Mucorales; Mucoraceae. The coding region runs from base 1 to 1203 and encodes 400 amino acids. The record is from RefSeq and is a predicted model, not a curated record. Gene Ontology annotation, biological process: ribosomal large subunit biogenesis.